UCAGUUCGAGCUCGGCGUGUAGCCGGUUCGCGCGCGACCGACUCUUGCGUACUGCGCCAGCGUGUGUUUUACUUAUACUCUCUCUCUGUUGUUGUUUCUCUCGAUCGCGGGGAGAGAAAAAGAAAACCUUCGGGAUUUACACACACACAUCGAGGCUCUUCUCGCUGUUCUCGUGUGCGGAGGGUGAGAGCUUUGUCGCUUCGUGGAAAGACAACGCUUCGACGCUGCUGGCGGCGAAGCAUAUCUAUCUCGAUCCGGACAGAUAUAGAAAGGUACCGGCGAACGGCGAUGUAAAGGGUGUCGUCACAAUGGUGUGAGCCUCGAGCUCGAAGACAAGUGCACUGCAGCCCGCCGAAACUUCUUCCUCCUGUAUAUCUGGGAGAGUAGACACUUACACGCUAACAUCCUGUUGCUCGGUGCGGUUAUUAAGUGAUUGUUAAGCGCUGCUGUGUGCUACUGAUUGUUCCCGAUAAAAGCAGCGUCGGUGUUCUCGUUCUGGUGUGUUGUUGUGCGGGAAUUACACGGGGCCCUGGACACAGGCGGAAGUCCGUUGGCGUCGUCGUCUGGGCCUUAUUAGCCUGUCGCCGGCUCUCCUCAAUGCUGGGCGUGCUUAAACGUCGCUGGAAGCCUUCGAAAAGGGCUUCCAGCGGCCGAGGAGGAGCCGACUCGCCCUUAAGCUCGGACUUGGCGCUCGACAAGCCCCGUCCCGCACCGUCGCCCAGACAAAUUCACCCUCUGUACGGGGAGAAGACAGGGCUCCUCGGCUACUGCGACACGGUCGGCAACGUAGAGAACUUCCCGCCAGCCCCCAAUAUCGUCGUGGAGGGUGGUAGGAUCGAGUUCGUGCGCCCCUCGCAAGAUGGCAGCUCCAUAUCCCGGAAGAACACCAUCUCCAGGAGCUCGCAGACGUUCGUCGAGCAGAUGGAGAAAUCGGAUCCUCUCAAGGAGAGUUUGGAAAUACGAAUCCAGGAACUGGAGCAAGUUUUGCAUGCCGAGAGACUCGCCGCGCAACGAGAUCGUGCCACGAUUACGAAGCUACAGCGUCAAGCAAACAAGAGAGAAGCUACACAGCGCGAUGUUCUGGAACGGGAGAGACGGCAGCGAAUGGAGGCCGAAGCCCGAGUGCGAGAGGCCACGGCCGAGGCCGAACGCGCUUGCUCCAGGGUUCAUCAACUCCAGAGAGAACUCGCCAGAAUGGAGGAGAACUCGAAAGGGCUGCUGCAGCACAAGCAGCGCGCCGAGCAGCUGAAGCAGGAGAAGAGUGCUCUUACGCUCUCCUACGAGGCUCGCAUCCAACAGUACCAGAGCCAGGUGUCGAAGCUGCAGCUGGAGAACGAGUCGAUGCGCGGACAGCUGCGCGGCCUGGAGGCUGCCUGCGCGGGGGAGGUGCACGCGGCCCUGGUGGCACGUCUGGCCACCCUCGAGACCGAGCACGUCGCCUUGGCCCGUGACGCGGACGCGCAGCGACGACAGUACGAGCGCUGCCUCGACGACGUCGCCAACCAGGUGGUCCGAGCGCUUCUCUCGCAAAAGGGCCUGAGAGAGGAGAUCGGCGCGCUGCAGAGACGCAUCCGCGAGCUGGAGGCGCAGAACCGAGCGCUCUCGGGUCUCCUGGCGCAGGCAGCGAGUCCAGGCACGCCGAGCGAGCUGGUCCAGGGCGUCCUCGAGGCGGGUCCAGCGGCUCUGCUCAGCGCACUCGGCCUCGACUCCUCGUGGAUCCCCCUGAGCAGGCCUCGCUCUCUGAACCUGCAGAUCCCGGUGAUGGCCAGCGCCAAGUGUCGUCGCGCCCGGCCACUGGCCAACCAGAAGCAGCCGGACCAGGAGGAGGGCAGCGAGAGCCCCGAGAGCGGCAACAGGGACGAGGGCUACUCGACCAUGUCCAGCGACGUCCAAGCCGAGGGGGCGAGACAGGAGCCGGCUCGCGGUUUGGAGGACCUGAAGGAGGCCAGCGACGAGACGGAGGCAGACCUGUCGCCCGACGCCAGGCUCGUCUCCCUCGAUGCCGGCGAUCCGGACGUACUGUUCCUCCCGCUGAACCUCACGCUGGGACUCAACCCGAGGCACAGCUAUCCGCCGACCAAAGACCUACUGCAGCAGGGAUACGGCAACUACCAGCACGUCAUGAGGAGCUUCAGCGACAGCCACCUGUGCUUGAAGCUCACGGCUACGGCGAACAUCGCGUCGUACCCCAUCGCCAGUCCGGCCGGAGGCUCGUCGUCGCUGCUGCUGGUCGAGGAGGACGGAUGGGACGCCGAGUAUGUGCAGCAGUGGCUCAGGCUGGACGACUCGCGAAGCGCGCAGCAGCACCGCGACCUCCUAGAGCUGGAGUACGACCAAGCGGAGCUCGAGGACUGGAGUUUCUCCCUGUCCUCGGAAGACUUGGCCCCGAGCGACAGCAGCAAUACGGCGCCCCAGUGGAAGGAGCCCGCGCUGACCCCAGCCCUCCCGGCGAUCAAGGAGCACAACCAGCUCGAGCUCGAGGAAGACGCGAGUGAGUGUCUGUGGAACGGCGCGAGCUACCUGUCCGACCGAGCCGGCGGCGAACUCGUCGCUCUGCUGAUGGACAGUCGAAGCGCCGGUCCCUGGCCCUACGCCUCGAGUCCGGGCGCUUCCUGGAGCAGCGACGAGGCCGGCAUGGACUGCUGCAACAGCUCGAGCAAGAGGUCGUCGGCCGCGCUCUCCGGAUGCAGCGACGAGCCCGACUCGCCGUCGGUCGGCACGGACUUCACCAGGGACUUCUAUCGGCUGGUCAAGUUCGAGAGCACCAAGAGUCUCGCGAGCACCUCCUCGAGGGGCGGGAAAACUUUGCCGGACAGGGAGCAGGCGCUGCAGAGCGUGCUUUCCUUCAUCGCCGAACAGCAGAUCUACCUCGCCGAGAUGCCCAGCGAUCCUGGCGCUCGACCCUUCUCCGCCGACCCAGCGGACGCAACGCCGGAUGCCGUCAAUUCGGACGAUAUGUCGGACGAAGCGAAGGACGGCUUCACGGAAAAGUCGAACCAAGACCUGCUGGACGAGAUACCCGUGCCUCCUAUGGCUCCGGAGGAGAGGAUCGUCAGCGCGGUCGCCUGUAACGGUGGCGUUUCCUACACCAGUGUUCAGCCCUCGGAGCUCGGCGCUGUUCCCGAGGAGGAUGAGGAAGCCGCGACCUCGUCGACGCCGAGCACAGUUGUCAGUCCGGCCAGAGCCUCCGUGUUCGUCGAGGGCAGAGAUCGCUCUCUGAGCUUCCACGAGCGCGCCACCUCCAAAGACGUGAUAGACGAGCUGAACAGGAUGAUCCGAAGCGGAGACGACAAUCCCUCUAGGCAGGACUCCCACGUGGCCUUGGAAAAGCUCGACCUCGCCUGCUGCUGCCCGACCGGCUGGGUUCAUGUCGAACGGGACAUCGACUUUACCGACCCAAAGGCUAGAGCUAAUCUAUUGGACGUGAUGCUGGCCAGCAGCGAAAGCUCGUCGGCGACCUCCAGCAGCGGCUCGGCGGGCAGUGAUUCGGGCGACGAGCCCACCGACUAUCGGCACCUGCACAGACUCCAUCGAUAUCGGCGCCAAAAGAAAGCAGACAGGUUAAAACCGAAAGAGAGAGACCUAAGUGACAGAUGCAUCCACGGAGGAACAAUUGGAUAAGACGGGGUGCGUGAGAAAAAAACGAACGUACGCAAAAUUGUAAUAGGCAAUGAAAUGGAGAAAGAGAGAAGGCAAAUAAUACUUGUAAGAGAGCUAAGCCAAGCUACUCUCAGUGUUUGCUAGCGCUGCUAAAUAUACAGAAGUUGGCAAGUAUCCUAAAAGCAAGCUGUACAUACGAAUGAUAGUUUCUAUCGAAAAGCAUAUUUUCUUACGAUACACGUGUACUUACUCGUUUUUUAAAUCAAACACAAUAGCGCGGGAAGCGAACAAUCAAAAUAUUUUUCAAUCAAAUCAAACACCGGCCUAAACGAGAAGUUUCAUUUGUCAUUCCUCUUUUUGAUACGAAAGUCGUGUACUCGAACGAUAACUUGCCAACUUGUGGUUGCUGUAAAAAAACUGCGAGAAGCUAGUAACUAGAUGAGCGAGUAAAAGAUUGAGAGCGGAAUAAGCAGGCUUGGUUUCUCCAGCGUCGGCAGUCCAGGCCCAGCGUGUACUACGGCUACCCUCGAACUGGGGCUCGGCGAGGCCCUCGAUCAUCGGUCGAGGCGGUGAGUUCUUCGUGCGCUACGGCGACAAGGAGCGCGAGGCCGUAGCCUCCUUCGACUUCCUCAACGACAUUCCCGUGGUGCAACACCGUUACAGCGCUGUCGGCUCCUCGGACUCGGAGCUGACGAGCGGUAGCCUCCCGGACCUCGUCGACUCGCCAGACCGCAUGAAAGUCUCGCCGCUGUGAAGGAUCCGCUGCUGCCACAGCUGAUAUCGUGAUGUCCUGGACAAGCGAUCGAUAUUGUGAUUUUAUCAUUUUUUAAUAAAAAAGAGAGAGCUAUGGAAAGAGGAUGUUGAAGCGACGACGAUAGAGUAUAGAUUUAAGCGACUUCUGAGAGAAAUUGCGUGCAGUUGGCUCGGUCCGUGAUCGAGUCCACGUGCGAGAAUGUGAGAGUAAUUCUUUUGUACUGAUGUGACGCGGCUGCAGUUUUUAACGACUUGUAAGAUAGAAAAAAGAAACUACAUACUUAAGAGUAACUACGUCCUCAUACGUAAAACGAACUAGUUAGCCGAAUUUCAUCCCAUGAGUAUAAAGUGCGCCUUAUGCAUUUAUUUAUUAUUAUUUUUAUCAUCCUAUUCACGGCAUCGCUGUACGAUCUAUUUAUUUAUAAAGAGUAUGCAUAUAUAUACACAUUAUUUUAUAUUACACUCGGAACAAACUGUGCACGUGAAUGAUUUAUCUAUUUUUUUUGUCCUCGAAGGAUAGAAUUCAGCAUAACUCUUGACUCGUUUUACGCAAUUUCAUUCACCGGAGUGAAUGUACGACGAAAUUCGUAAAUUAAUCUAUAUUUUUUAGCAUCGAGAUGUAGGAAUAAUAAACGCCUAGCGCAUAUUUUUAUUUAUUACGAGUACUUUCUUUACUUUGACAGAUCGUUAUUUAUUGAAAACCAUCUCAUAAGGGAUUCUCAGUAUCAACUUCAAUCAAACAAAGAUUGUAAUCCAAAUAUGAAUUUCACGAGUAUAUGAAACCUGCGUAUAACUUUAAUAUUUAUUCGUUUCGAGUCACAUUUGUAAACUUAUACAGAAACAUGUUCCUUCAUUGAGUCUUGUCCUUUAAAUAUUUUUUCAUUUGUAUUUCUGUACUUUAAGAAAGGACACUCAACUCUAACUUUCCUUACUAUGCAAGAAGUCAACCGAUGAAAUUUGAAAAAAAAUUGAAAACUAUUUAACAGUAAUGUACUCUUGAAAUAAUAUUUUGUAGUCGAUAGUAAGUGUCUUAGUGAAAAGUACGUAUUACAAAAGAAGCGAAAGUAAUAGACUCAACUUGUGCGAACAUCAUGCAGUACACCCCAAGAAACUUACUUUAGCUUGGAAAAAUAUUUACAGUUGGUCAAAUUACUACAAUAGUUUCACUAACUAGUACAUAAUGUUUACUAUUUACUCAUAGCAUUGUGAGUUGAAAGAAUGGAAAUACCUAUUUUACAUUACAUGUUAGGCACGAUAAAUAGUUUGGAGGUAUAUUGAAAACAAUAUUAAAUUUUUAAAGGCCGUGGCUUACAGAACCCACUUUAAAAAGCGAACACUUUGUUGAUGAAGUAUGCUUUAUCUAUUAUGAGUUGCUUAGCAUGCCAAAUUUUUCCAAACGCGAAGCAUAAGUACAUGAGUAAUAGUGAUAAAGUGCGUAAUUUAUUCUGAAUUUCGUAGCAGUUAAUAACAGUAUGAAAGUUAGAUAUUUUUUGAGUACAAACUCAGUUACUUUAUAAUCAGCUGAUUCUGAGUACGAAACAAAAUUUGUAAAUAGUAUGUAUAAUAGAGAACAGAUGUAAGUUAUACCUUAUCUUAAACUUAAUAAAUAACGACAAUAUACUUA
This is a messenger RNA of Nasonia vitripennis (jewel wasp), 5977 nucleotides long. RefSeq lists its product as uncharacterized. The record is from RefSeq and is a predicted model, not a curated record. The coding region runs from base 598 to 3621 and encodes 1007 amino acids. Lineage: Eukaryota; Metazoa; Arthropoda; Insecta; Hymenoptera; Pteromalidae. The transcript is spliced from 14 exons.